Cucumis melo (muskmelon) is the source of this 1458-nucleotide messenger RNA. RefSeq names its product probable aspartic proteinase GIP1. Lineage: Eukaryota; Viridiplantae; Streptophyta; Magnoliopsida; Cucurbitales; Cucurbitaceae. The record is from RefSeq and is a predicted model, not a curated record. The transcript has a single exon. Gene Ontology annotation, molecular function: aspartic-type endopeptidase activity. Bases 1 to 1410 code for a protein of 469 amino acids. Gene Ontology annotation, biological process: proteolysis.
AUGUCGACACCUCUCCUCUUUUUCUUCUUCUUCUUUCUUACUUCAUUUCCUUUGUAUUCCCUUCAAACAGCUUUCAUUGCUUCCAUUUACAACGAUCAUAACUCUCGCCUCUACUCCAUCUCCGUCAACCUCAAAACUCCCCUCCGCCCGGCCAGCCUCCACCUCGACCUCGGCGGGGCCUUCUCCUGGAUCGACUGCUACAAAAAUUACAACUCUUCCUCUUACCAAUUCGUCAUUAACAAUACCCCGCUCGCCGAUUCCUUUGGCCAGGGUAUUGGCAGCACCUGCGUCGAAGUUCCAUCUUCCAUGUGCUCUAACGACACCGUCAAUACCAUCUUCUCUUUCGGUUAUCCAGAAAAGCCAUCCAUAAGAGAUCAAUUUGUUGAUUAUUUUCACCCUGAGCUCACCGAUUCCGAGAGUCUGAUCACUGAUGUUCUCGCUCUCUCCACCCCAGACGGCUCCAAAUCCGGUCUACUCCGUCGCACUCCUGAAUUUCCUUUCGCAUGCGUCAAGACCAAUUUCCUCCGAGGUCUUGCUAAGAAUGUCAUUGGCCUUGCGGCGCUCGGCCGUUCCAACUUGUCGAUUCCAUCGGUGAUUAGCGCGAAAUUCAAUAGUCCUAAGUUUUUCGCCAUUUGUUUACCAGGAGCGAGGUCAGGACCUGGUGUUGCUAUCUUUGGAUCUAAAGGUCCGUACAGAUUUUCUCCCAAUGUUGAUCUUUCUAAAUCCCUAACUUACACUCCAUUGGUCUUCAAUCCGGUUAGCGGCUCGAUUUACACCUAUUGGUUACCGUCUUACGAGUAUUACGUUGGACUCUCUGCCAUUAGAAUCAACGGCAAGGUGGUACCGUUCAACACCUCUUUAUUGCCGUUUGAGUCGAUUCACGGUCGCGGUGGGGCUAAGAUCAGCACCUCCACCAAUUACGGGUUGCUACAGAGUUCGAUUUAUAGAGCAUUCGCAACGGUGUUUAUGAAGGAAGCGGCUGUACUCAACUUCAAGUUGAUAAAUGCGGUAGAGCCGUUCGGAGUGUGCUACGCGGCAAAGAGCGUGGGAGUGACGGCGGAAGGACAUGCGAAGGCUCCGGUGGUGGAUCUGGUUAUGGAGAAAGGGAAAGUGGUGUGGAAAUUAGGGGGGAGGAAUACGAUGGUGAGGAUUAAGAAGAAGGGAGUGGAUGCUUGGUGCUUGGGAUUCAUCAAUGGGGGAGAAUUUCCAAGAACGCCGAUCGUGAUCGGAGGUUUGCAAAUGGAAGAUCAUUUGUUGCAGUUCGAUCUUGAAAAGUUCAGAUUUGGAUUUAGUUCUUCGGCGUUAACGGAGGGAACUUCAUGUUCAAAAUUCCAACUUCAAUUCUAUCAACAACAAUUUCCUUUAAAUAAUUUUAGAGAAAAAUUUGGGUUAAAUUUCAAAUUUGGUUGAUUACAAUAAAAUUAGACUUUAAUCUCCAUAAUUAAAGAUUACAUUUUA